UGAUCCAACUCCUCUUACUUGAAAUGGCCGCUUUGGGAUUCGAGAACUACAACUACAACUCGAUCAUGCGACCUCAGAGUGCAGCAUUAGUACUCGUACUGGUGUUAAUGUUAACAACAACAACAGUUAAAGUCGUGAACGGAGGAGCAGUCGACGAAUGUGCGCAGCAGCUAGCAGGGAUGGCGACGUGUCUCCCUUACGUCGGGGGUGAAGCCAUGGCUCCGACACCCGACUGUUGCAGUGGUCUGAAACAAGUCCUCAACAAAAAUAAGAAGUGCCUCUGUGUUAUCAUUCAAGAUCGCAACGACCCUGACUUGGGCCUGCAGAUAAAUGUCACUCUUGCUCUGGGCCUGCCUUCCGUCUGCCAUGCUGCCGCUAACAUCUCCAAGUGUCCGGAACUUCUGCACUUGGAUCCCAAAUCACCCGAAGCUCAAGUGUUCUAUCAGUUACAGAACAACUCUACUCAAGCUGCUGCCAAUAGUCCUGCUCCAACCCCAAGUCCGGCUGAAGGUCCAAUGAGUGGAUUGAGUGGUAUAAGUUCGAGCAGCGGGGCAGCUCGAGAGAGUGGCGGCAUGGUUAUGGUUGGAGAGAGUUCCAUUUCUUGGUGCUUCACCUUAAUGUUAUGCAGUUUUGCUCAUGUUCAUCUAGAUGUUCAAAGAGUAAUAGAAAAAUAAAGAAAACGAAAUUAUAUCAUGA
Molecule: messenger RNA, 696 nt
Organism: Argentina anserina (silverweed cinquefoil)
Lineage: Eukaryota; Viridiplantae; Streptophyta; Magnoliopsida; Rosales; Rosaceae
Product: non-specific lipid transfer protein GPI-anchored 14-like
Biological process (GO): lipid transport
Molecular function (GO): lipid binding
Source: RefSeq, a predicted model, not a curated record